Molecule: messenger RNA, 844 nt
Organism: Nicotiana tabacum (common tobacco)
Lineage: Eukaryota; Viridiplantae; Streptophyta; Magnoliopsida; Solanales; Solanaceae
Source: RefSeq, a predicted model, not a curated record
UCAUUAAUAAGGCGUACGCUCGCAAGUCGCAGCAUACCGAAACCCUACGGCCCAUACCAAUCGCCGGCGACGCCGUUUUUCCAUUAACCAACACCGUCCAGCUCCGGCAAUUCUCCGGUGUAGAACCAAAUCCACUGCAGAUUCCACAGUUACAUCCAAACCAUAGGGGAUCGACAUGGGCGCUAGAAAAUAUUUGGAGGAUAUCGGCAACAUAGGUUGGAGUUAUACACAGGAACAAUGGCUGGAAAAGCUAUGAAAUCAGUAGCAAAAGCGGUUGGAGAAAAUCAAUAUCAAUGGCAAGAGAAGUUGGCAAAAUACAAAAACGAGCUUUCCAAGGGAGUUUGGGGUUACUGGGAACUUGGGGCAUGGAAACCACUAGGCAUCAGUGCUCGCCAUCGAGCUCGCCUACGCAAGGAAGUUCUCCUUGCUGGACAAGAUUGGCCAUAUGAUCCAGAGAGGAAGGAAAUGAGAACCAAGCAGAAAGGACAUAAGUGUGACAGAAUAUCAGCAGAAAAGCGGGAGAAGACGGCUGAACUGAUGCAGAAAAUGCCGGAAAUGUUAGCUGAUUAUAGGAAGAGAAAAUGGGAGAGGAAGAUGAAAGCAGAAGAAGAUGCUGCUAGAAGAGCGGUGCAAGAGUAGGUUUUUUACUUAACAACGAUGAUCUGAUAAUAGACAUGGAAUGUUCAUAGAGUUUCAGUGAUUUGCAGUAUCAAAUAAUUUUGAGCAUUAUGUCCUUUUGCGUAACUUACCUUAAUUUUGGCAUUUGAAAACUGGCUCGGCUUUUGUGUAAUUUUUGAUAAGGUAAAACUGGCUGUGUUUUGUUAUUAGAACACUCUUUUAAAAA